CAAUAAAGCAAUAGAGUUUUAGCAUGUGAGAUUUUUGUCACGUAUAAUGAAAGAUCGCGUUUUGUGUAGACACUUACACGUUUCUGAUUGCUUUCGAUCCACCAUUUGCCCGGUAAAUGCUUCAGUAUACCGGCUUUUGUUGCAACAAUGUGUUCGCUUUCUUGUCGUAAACCUGGGCCGAGUGUAAUAUCUGACUCUGUAGCCUCUUCAAUGAUGUCGCCUGGUAUUACUACUCGUGGUGAUUGUUCAUCGAUCUCCAUUAUUUUGUAUGUGUAUGAUGUGUCUGUGCUAAAACAAAAGGAAGAAAUGCCUAAAAUUUUAUUUGGUCAACUCCGAGAAAAAACCGGAAGGUUGUUCUCUUUUUUUUUUUUGGUUCCAAGACUAUUCCGCAUAAUACACGCGUGGGCCCCACCAUGAACGAACACCCACCAUGUCAAGCAUAUCCACCUGUUCCCAACUGGUAUACAUCGCAUUGUGCUGCUGUCUCUGAUCCUCAUUACUACGUUUAUGCCACACGCAACAUGAUUGUCGUUCUCGAUCUAUCUGCUUUUCGUUUUAUUCGAGCGUUUAUUGCGUCCCAGGACAAGAUCCAGGCGAUCGCAGCCCACAAGCAGUUUUGUUUUGUCGGCAGCACAAACGGUACAAUCCGUUCUUGGAGUCUGUUAAAUGGAUCUCUGCUCAUCACUUACCACGGACACUCGGCAGAAGUAACCGUAAUCAAAUGCAUUCGAGACGGAAUGGUUAUCGUUUCAGGUGACAAGUCGGGCAAAAUCAUCGUGCAGGAAACUUUCCAGAAGGAUAAGCAGGUGAUCAGCAAAGUCAAUUCGGAAGUACGGUCCUUAGCUCCGCUUCAUCAUGCCGGCAACGAUUAUCUCGCAGUGGGGUACGCCAAUGGCAUGAUCCAUGUAGAGAAAAUUGGAACAGAUUUGACCGCCGAAACCAUGUAUCAACUUAGCCAUUCAGAUGGCGAUGGUAUCCAUUCAUUAUCGUGGCAGCCACCCUCGCCCGCUUUUCCGGAUAUCUUUCCAUUACUCGCUUCGAGCACUCGGAAACUAAAGAAUGCCAUUAUAUGGAACGUAACCGAGGAAGCACGCUAUACUGAGUUGAAGUUACCUGUGCCGUCACCACAUUGGACGGAUCAGCAGCGCAACACCAUUUGGUUCGAAUUGGCCUGGUCUCCAGCACAAGAGGACGAAAUCUAUGUGACGUCGUAUAUGGGUAUGGUUGUCCAAUAUAAACUCCAUGGGCGCAAAGUGGUAGAAAUAGGACGAUUUCGCGAUCUACAUUCACGUAUCGCUUUCAGUUUUACUUGGGUCCAAAAUGGUCGAUACGCAGUUACAUAUUCUAUCGACAAAUCAUAUUAUGGGAUGUCAAGCAGAGGGAUGCAGUUUGUCGUAUGCUGACCCACGCUGGAUAUAUAUACAGCUUGGAUAUUCCGACGUGGAACCCUGGUCAAGCAGCUGUUGGACUCGGUGAUAGCAACAUCAAAAUUUGGAACUUUAUGGACAAUUCUGGUUUAAGUGGCCAACGGCACAAUUUCUAUGAGUCUCGUAUAUUGUGGAAAGGAUUGCAAGGACAAAUAUUA
Molecule: messenger RNA, 1585 nt
Organism: Zychaea mexicana
Lineage: Eukaryota; Fungi; Mucoromycota; Mucoromycetes; Mucorales; Lichtheimiaceae
Product: WD40-repeat-containing domain protein
Exons: 6
Coding region: 414-1403 (329 amino acids)
Molecular function (GO): protein binding
Source: RefSeq, a predicted model, not a curated record